ACCGGCUCGUGUGCUUGUUGUUGCGCUGUUGUUGUUCUUCCCGAUCUCCGCGUAGCCAUUCCGUUUGUUUCACUGCACAUUCAGUAAUUUAUUAGCUGUUUAGUUCCUCCUCCGACUUCUGGACACAUGGAUUGCUCUGAAGAGGUCCAGUCGCUCUCCGACGAAGCCAGCACUCCGAUGGAGUUGAAGAGAGGGAUGUCCAUAUUCUUGGAUAUACUUCGGAGAGCGGAUAAAAAUGAUGACGGGAAGUUGUCGUUUGAGGAGUUCAGGGCGUAUUUCUCUGAUGGCGUUCUGUCUGCGGAGGAGCUGAAGGAACUCUUCCACACAAUCGACACACACAACACUGACAACGUGGACACAGAUGAGCUGUGUGAGUAUUUCUCGCAGCACCUGGGCGAGUAUGAGAGCGUGCUGGCGGCGAUGGAGGAGCUCAACAGCUCUGUGCUCAGGGCCAUGGACAAGACCAAGAAGGAAUACCAAGAGUCCACCCACUUGGAGCAGUUUGUGACUCGUUUCCUGCUGAAGGAGACGACCAAUCAGCUCCAGUCCCUCCAGAGCUCUUUAGAGUGCGCUAUGGAGACCACCGCCGAGCAGACGCGCCAGGAGAGGCAAGGGCCAGUUAAGCCUGAGGGUUUGUCCAUCCAGUGGUGUGGACGGCGGUCCAAUCGAAGGCUUCAGAGGAACAACAGCCUGUCCCCCAACAACCCUCUACUGAGCCUCGUCAACUCAGGUCUCUUUGAGGAGGACAGCCAAUGGAUGACCCAGAUCAACCGACUGCAGAAACUUAUCGACCGCCUGGAGAAAAAGGAGCUGCGUAUGGAGCCGGUGGAGGAGGAGGUGAUGGAGGGCACCGCCAAAUCACACAUCCUGAUGGUCCAGAGGCAGCUCUCAGUGUUGGAGGACGAGCAGGACGAGUUCCGUUUGGCGCUGCGGCAGUACAUCACCUGCACCAGCACUCAGACCGGCUGCCUGCAUGUGUCUGUCCAGAGGCUCUCCAAUGAGUCUCGCUUCAUCCUCUAUGAGUUCUGGGAACACAGCAACGUAUGGAAGAAUCACCUCCAGACCAACUACAGCAAGACGUUCCAGAGGGGCAACGUGGACUUCCUGGAGACGCCUGAGGCCAUGACAACCAUGCUGGUGCCAGGUGGCCCCCACUCUCUUUACUCCUCAUUUACUCUUUAG
Molecule: messenger RNA, 1182 nt
Organism: Sardina pilchardus (European sardine)
Lineage: Eukaryota; Metazoa; Chordata; Actinopteri; Clupeiformes; Clupeidae
Gene: necab1
Product: N-terminal EF-hand calcium binding protein 1
Exons: 12
Coding region: 127-1182 (351 amino acids)
Biological process (GO): regulation of amyloid precursor protein biosynthetic process
Cellular component (GO): cytoplasm
Molecular function (GO): calcium ion binding
Source: RefSeq, a predicted model, not a curated record